Molecule: messenger RNA, 468 nt
Organism: Serendipita indica DSM 11827
Lineage: Eukaryota; Fungi; Basidiomycota; Agaricomycetes; Sebacinales; Serendipitaceae
Source: the annotation of a GenBank genome assembly
AUGGCAGCGCCCUUUGGAUCGUGGACAACGGUGCUCACUGCCGCAUCCAUCAUAUUCGCAGGACUAGCUGGUUACAAAGCCGGUCAACUGAGCGUAGCAAACCAACAACGGAAAACUCUGUCAGACGCUAAAGGACACGAGGAGCACGACCAGCAAAUUACAUCCGGUAAAGCUACAUCUCAACAAGAUGAAGACGAAGAGGAUGAAGAGGCGCGUGCAGAUGGCGACCUGGGGUCUCUCCUUCGUCACUGGGAGUGGACAGGACAAGCAAAGAUUGCCCUCCAGAUAAAGAGCGAGGAGGACAUUCUCCUAUUGCAGGCCACCGCUCAGAGCCUCAAUCUUGUGGCUCGAGUCAUUCAGGAUGCUGGAAGGACGCAGAUCGAAGCUGGCUCGCGAACUGUCCUGGGAAUCGGUCCAGGUCCAGUUAAGCUUAUAGACCAAGUCACGGGACAUCUCAAGCUCUUGUAG